UUCCGACGAAUUAUUUCGCCUGUCAGUCUUGAAACUUGUUAGGCAUGGCCCCGACAUUUCGGAGAAGUUUUCAACCCACCAUGAGAUUGUUCCUACUCUUCACCUGCCUGGGCCUAGGCAUGUCCACGUCUCCACUCCAGGCCCAGGACUCGAUUAGUGUUCUGAAGCAGGCCUUCCAUGAGUUGCGAGACUUUGAUCACCUGGAUAAGGAGAUCUACUUGGAAAACCGGGCUCGUCAACCUCAGCUUCGUAAAGGGGCCCAAGGGAUCCAUGCGAGCAUCAAUAGACCGAGUGUUGAGGCCGUUCGAAAUGCUCGGGUGGCCAUGGUCUAUGAAUUUGCCACGCUUCACCUUCGAUCUGUCACGCAUCGAAAUAAAAGGCAGACUUUCAUGUCACUGAUCUCGAAUGCGGCCAAUGGAGUGUCCCGAGCUUUGGGCUUCAGUAAUCCGGCUGAGAAGAGUGCCGAUCUGGAGGAUGGCUUUCAGAACCCUGAUAGCUUUGAUUUUGACGAUAUUCCGGAUCCGCCAGAUACAAUACCAGAGGUGGAUGAUCCCAUUCAGACGGUCUUAGGAAUUCAUGGCGGAGCCGUACUCAACUUUCCGAUCUGCGCUCAAGAAACCCGCGAGAUGUCUUGCGAUCCAAAGGCCGAAUAUUGAUCCCUAAGUGGGCGUUGUAACAAUUUAGCCCGUCCUAAUCAGGGCAAGCACCUCGUUCCUUUGAGGCGCUACUUCGGUCCUGAAUACGACGACGGCGUGGCUCGUCCCAAGAUUCGCAGCGCCAAUGGCCAACCUUUGCCCAAUGUCCGAACCAUCUCCGCCCUUGUCCAUCAUAAUGGAUCAAAUCUGGACAGCAGACAUACGUUGAUGCUGAUGCAAUGGGGCCAAAUCUUGGAUCACGAUAUCACCUCGACUCCGAUGAUUCGUGGUUUGAACGGCUCCAUCUUGGACUGCAGCGGUUGUCAGUCCAAUGGCCGUCAUCCAGGUUGCUAUCCAAUUCUCGUGCCGCGAAGUGACAAGUUCUUUCCGGUGCGCGAGGCUCGAUCCGGACAAAGAAAGUGUAUUCCAUUCACGAGAUCACUCCCCGGACAAACGAAAUUGGGGCCGCGAGAGCAGAUCAAUCAAAAUACGGCUUAUGUGGAUGCAUCUCAUCUAUACGGAAGCCAUCCAUGUCGAUUAGAGGAUUUAAGGCUUCACCGAAACGGCCGCAUGAGGGUAUUGGAGCACCCACGGUCCAAGAUAUUCAAGAACUUAAUGCCGAGGAACAACGAGAACGAUGAAUGUCGUUCCCCGAUUGGACUUUGCUUUCAUACCGGUGACGACCGCAACAACGAGCAGCCUGGCCUUACCAGUAUUCACACGUUACUCUUGCGUGAACACAACCGUUUGGCCGACCAACUUCAGGCCGUGAAUCCAUUGUGGAAUGACGAGAAGACUUUCCAGGAAGCCAGGAAGAUUCUCAUGGCCAUUAAUCAACAUAUUUCAUACAAUGAAUUUCUCCCACGUGUCCUUGGAACUGAGAUCACCCGGGCGUUUGGUCUGACUGCAGCCGAGGGCUACUACCACAAAUACAAUCCGGAUUGCACGGCGGAUGUUCACAAUGAGUUCGCCACGGCCGCUUUUCGAUUCGGCCACAGCCUUAUUCGGCCCAUGUUUGCCAUGUUUUCGGCCACCAUGAAGAAGAUGAACGAUUCCGGGGUGCGAUUAAGAGAUCAUUUCAACAACCCUGAUGUGGUCUACGGAUCCCAUUUCAUUGAUCAGAUCCUCCGAGGAAUGGUCAUGAAUCCCAUGGAACAGUUCGACAACACCAUCUCGGACGAGCUCACCAACCAUUUGUUUCAAGAGCGAGGGAAACAGUUCUCGGGCAUGGAUUUAGCUUCUCUGAAUAUUCAACGAGGUCGAGAUCACGGACUCCCAGGCUACACCAAAUAUCGACGACUUUGCCUGCAGAAAUUCGAAAGUCGGAAAUUCAAUCAACAUCCCCAGGGUCUUUUCCAACAAAUCCGAGAAUUGAAGGAUCUGCACCACAUCUUCCGACCGGAUGUGGCUCAAAUCGUGGCUCGCUUGUACAGGCACGUAGAUGAUAUUGACUUGUUUACUGGGGGUUUGUCCGAAAUUCCCCUGGAGGGAGCUGUGGUGGGUCCAACAUUUGCUUGUUUGAUUGCGGAUCAGUUCGAGAAAUUACGACAAUGCGAUCGAUUCUGGUUUGAGAGCCCGGAUGAACAUAUUCAGUUCUCAUUGGAACAGCUACAAGAAAUCCGCAAAGUGACGCUGGGUUCGCUAAUUUGUCGUAAUUGCGAUCUGUUUGCCCCAAUGCCAAGAAAUGUAUUUGACAUCCCGGAUGAUGUCAAUAAUCCAAUGGAAGAUUGUCAAAAUCAUCCCAUGAUCGACAUUGCUAAAUGGAAUGAUCCAAAAGCAUCAAGUUCCAGCCGUGGUGGCCGUGGAUUCAAUGUUGUCGUCCCAUUUUGUGACUUUGAAGGUCGCGUGGCUUUACCCGGAUCAAAAGUCCGUACAUCUGCUUGCGUAAAAUGUGAAUGUAAUUCUGACGAGAUUUGUUCGACACUAAAAUUCGACAAUUGUGCGGAUCUUAUUGAGGACGUGGGUCCUUUUGCUGUGACUGUGGAUCCGAAUUGCAGUCAAGAAUGUCGAAGCCAGGCUCAAGCCAAGAUCCUACAAAGUUCCACUUUGUAGAAGGUUCCAAGACUUUCUGUAAAUGUGUAAAUGACUUCAAUAAAACAUGCUUGACAAAAUAUCAAA
Molecule: messenger RNA, 2753 nt
Organism: Tigriopus californicus
Lineage: Eukaryota; Metazoa; Arthropoda; Copepoda; Harpacticoida; Harpacticidae
Product: chorion peroxidase-like
Exons: 9
Coding region: 864-2687 (607 amino acids)
Biological process (GO): response to oxidative stress
Molecular function (GO): heme binding; peroxidase activity
Source: RefSeq, a predicted model, not a curated record